AUGGAUGUGAUCAUCGAAGUACAGUGUUUCCGCGAUAGCAACGAUACCUAUGUAAUCAAGGAGGUGGCUAUUGUCGGUAUUAAUGAGGCAUUUGUCGGACAUUGGAUCUUAGCUCCAGAGUAUUCAUUUGUGGAAUUGAACGAAAAAUCAAGACGGAUAAAUAACUGGCUUUCGCUGAAUUAUCAUGGAAUCGAGUGGUACGAUGGGGAGACUAAUCCAAAAUAUUUUUAUCCGCGCUUGCGUGAAAUUACGAGUCAUGUUCGUAACUUCAUGACAAAUGGCAAGGAAAAAGCGAGCUACUUGCAAAAUUUAUUAGCACGAAACGUAUAUAAUCUGGAGAAUAUCUCGCCGACGUCCAAUGAUCUUUCACCCAGCGAACGAAUAAAAGGCUGCUCAUUCCACACAUUUAGAAAACACAGACGUUAUCAUUGUGCAUUACGCGAUGUAUACAAAUUGAAACAUUGGUUCAUCGAACAAAGUCAAAUCAACAUCAGGAAACGCGACAACAUCUAUGUGACCCGGUGCUUGUCCUCCAAAAUUGACGAGGAAGACAGAGAAAAUAGUUAUUCCGACAAAUCAGGGAGCGAACAGUCGCCGGUUAAAGAAGAGGAAAACGAGACAAAUACUGAGUUGGAACAUUCCGUCGAGCCGUCGGUGACUAUAACAAUCGCGUUACCAGAGCGAAUUAUCACUGGUGAUGAAAAAUGGAUCGUCUACAACAACAUUAAUCGAAAAAGAUCAUGGUCCAAGCAUGAACCGGCACAAACCGUAUCGAAAGUUGAAUUGCAUCAAAAAAAGAUCAUGCUGUCAAUUUGGUGGGAUUACAAAAGUGUUAUGUAUUUUGAGAUGCUUCCAAGCAACCAAACGAUCAACUCAGAUGUUGACUGCCAACAACUUAUGAAAUUGGAGGAAGCAAUCAAAGAGAAAAGGCCAGAAUUGGCAAAUCGUAAAGGAAUCGUGUUCCACCACGACAAUGCGAGGCCCCAUACAUCUUUAGCAACACGUACGAAAUUAUUGGAGCUUGGUUGGGAAGUGAGAUUUACGGCGAAAGAAGAAAAGACAGGGGGGAUAGGUAAAUGUUCGCCACGUAAUGUCUCUUUAGAUAUAAAACCUGGUAGUUUGCCGUUUGUUCGCCCCGAUGGAUCAAAAAUAGCUGCGAAACUGAUGAAAAGACGACGACGAUGUUACAGUCUAGAAAUGCAAAGUAACAAAAACCAAUACAUGAUCAAGAUAGAAGCUCCACCAGCAGGUGAUUGGUACAUAAUCGCUUUUCGAUCCUGGACUGAUCCUGAUAGCGGAAAAAUUAAACAGCAAGGUCUUGGUGUAUCUUGUGAAACUGUGUUAGAUGCUGAAAUGUUCGUAGAAUUGCCGUCUACAACGUUGUUGGUGGAUCCUAGACUCGAGCACAAGUUGCAGUUAAAUGACACAUCGGAUUCGGCGGUAAUACAGUUUUACGUGCCAGAUGUGUAUCUCAUGGAAUCGAGCCUAGUGCUGAGUUCAUCUUGUAGUGAGGAUUGCAACAUUACUGUCCAUGUUACGGCGGGAGAUAAUCUUGUCAAUAUUUUGUUGAAUUCUACACAGACGUCGCUGUUCUUCAAACCCUAUGCCAACAGUUUCCAUUACAUAACUCUUCGUCUGCUUUCGGGGAACAUGUCAAACAUAAUAGUGCGAUUGAUAAAUCAAGUGAUCUUCGAUCAGGUGACGCCAGUGGAACUAACGAGAAAGUCAUUCCCAGAAUUUUUCCUCUUUGAUUAUGAACAUCUAUAUGGUAACGACACCAAACCUCAACCUUUCAACGUAACUGCUGACAUUCUGUCCGUUUUUAACUUUAAGAUUGGUCGGGUGUAUGAUGUUGGUGGUACGAUCACCUUGGGAUUUAAGCUAGUCGAUAUAAACGAGAAAUAUAAGAACAUCGUCCUUAUUGCCUGCAUUUCUCUCGGUCACUACUCGAAUAUAACAUCAGGUGGUGCUUGCGAACGUGUACAUGGUAUCACUACGGCCGAUGUAUACGUAAAUAUAACUGGGCCAGCAUACAUACACGUGCCUUUCCCGGAAGAGGGAACCUGGUACGUGAGUAUGCGCGCCUUCUGUUCGGAAGAGACAACCGACAGUAAUAUUUGUCCAUGCGGCCAGAUGUGCCUUCGUGGUGAUACGGCAUGUAAUACCUGCGACUGUCUGUCACGCUGUCCUGUCCAAGUAGAGAGCAUUGUAGCAUCGUCACCGUGCAUCGAGGGUCGUUGCAAUGAUCAUGGCAAAUGUAUGCAUUACAUGAGCGGUGGUUUUGUAUUCUCGGCAUGUCAUUGUACUGGAGGAUAUCGUGGUUUCGACUGCGCCGACGAUGCAUACGUCCUCACUCAUAGUGCCGGUGCGAUUGUGCUCGCCAUGGGCGCCGAAAUGGACCGUACGGCACUUUGGGUGUUUCUUCUGCCUGCAGUUACCGGCUCUGCUAUGAUUGGAUUGUUCUGGGGAUAUAGAUGCAGGAGAAAACAAACUAUUAGAUAUCCCUCACGCCCAUACAGGACCAUAUACUUUCCGGCAGGACUUCUCCUCGUUUCUCUGGGCCUCGUUUCUUAUGCUUUCCUACAAACACGCAAGAAUUAUUAUCUCGUUCAUAGCCUGUGGCAUAUAUGCGUGGCCAUUGGAGUCAUUUUACUUUUGCCUAAACGACAGUAUAUGAAGUAAUUUCUGAAAAACAAUAUUCAUUUGUAUAUAUUUAUUCAGGUGCUAAUUCGGAGAAAUCGAGAAAAACAUCAAUAGCUGCGAAACGUAUAAUAAACAUUCAGAGAAGCACCUGAAGAAUUAUUUAGAUAUAAAAAGUAGGAUAAAUGUGAAGGAAACGUGCUCCCGCUUUGAUUUGCGUGGAAUUUUGCAAUAUUGUGUAUUUUAAUGUGCAAAACACAAAUCUGAAAGUAAGAAGUGUCGCUCUCAAGUGAAAGAAAAGUUAUGAAGUAUUAAAAAGUGAUAAUUCUGAGGUUAGAAAAUCAGACGUCGUCAUACUGACGAUACGCAGCAACUAUAGACGUACAAUAAUUAGACCGCGCAUUCGGCCGAAAAGUUGUCAAAUAUUAGAAAGAGAGAGCAUGCUUUGGGAUACCAUUCUGUCUUCGUCUGAUAAUGUUUGGAGUGGGGAUUACUUGUAUUGUUCCAUUCCCCUCUACCUUCCUUUUUCGUCCUCCACCAAAGGCUUCUUCCCCUAUCACGCGUUUUUAGAAAAAGACAGAAUGGUACAGUAAUUCUUUCUAAUUUCUGAUGUGUUCUAACAAAGGGAGAUCGCGCAGUCUAGAUAUUAUAUGUCUAUGGCAGCGACACGAAGAUGGUCUGUAGCGAUAUGCGCAUGCUCCGUGGUGAUAUGCGCAUGCGAGAAGCGUAAAUUUGAAAGCAGACAUGUAUUAAAAAUUUUUUCCUCAUAUGCAAAAUCUAAGAUUAUUAACAUGAUUAUGACAAAAACUGAAUUUAGUAUAUAUUAGAUGAUUGCAUAAGUUCGUGUCCGAUUUAAAGAUAAACUUAAAUAAGUUAAAUUUUAAAGAAUACAAUUUUACUAAUCAAUUAUAUAGUCUCCAUUCUUCUCUACAAUUGUUUUCCAAUGAUCUACAAGCUUGUCGAUUCCAUUUUUGAAGAAAGAAUUUCGUUUUCCUUGAAAAAAGUUCGUGAAGUGGUUUUCGACAGCUUCCUCGGAUUUAAGAUUUUCGCCAUUCAAACUAUUCUGCAAAGACCGGAGAUAAAAAUCUGAAGGUUCAAUAUGUGAAGAAUAUGGUGGAUGCUAGAGAAUUUCCCAUUGCAAUUCCUGCAGUUUUCGCAGCGUCUGUUGGGCGACGUGCGGUCUAGCAUUGUCGUGGUGGAAGAUGAUGCCUUUCCGAUUGGUCAAAACCGGACGUUCUUUUCGAAUAGCCGCAUCGAGUUUAGUGAGUUGUUCACAGUACUUGUCCGCUGUGAUUGUUUCGCCGCGUCGAAGUGAAUAAUUCCCCUGCAAUCCCACCAAACACACAGCAACACCUUUUGCCAACUUUUGCGACGGAUUCUGUACUUUCAGCUGCUUUCUUCCAGGUCCUCUUUCGCUGUACGUUGUACAGAAUCCACUUCUCAUCGUCUGUUACCAUUCGAUUCAAAAAAGGCACUUUUUUGUUACGUACGAGGAAAGAAAUGGUCACAUUCAUGCGGUUCAGUUUAUACCUUUCAGUCAAGAGAUGCGGCACCCAUGUAUCGAGCUUGGAAACAUCCAAGCUUUUUUAAAUGGCGAAACGCGAUCGAAUGAUCGAUUUUCAGCUUCUCAGCAAUCUCCUUAGCAAUCUCUUCAGUUGUAAUCCUUGGAUUUUCUUCCACUAAGGUACACAUAAUGUCGUCACCAAUGCCAGAGCGGGGUCGAUCUUCCAAGUUGAAAUCACCAUUUCGAAAUCUGCCAAACCACUUUUUAACCGUUCAGAGAGCAAGAGCACGGUUCAAAUAAAUGCUCUGAAUGUUUUUUAUGCAGUCCCAACAUUCACGCUUUUCCGAAAUUCGUAUAGCAUUACAUGCCGCAAAUGCACCUUUUCGUCACCAUUUUAAAAAUUUCUCUAACGCACAAAUCGACUUAUUUGAACGAUGACUGACGCUAAAAUGACACAAGACACUGUCACCUAUUCAGUGCAUGCAACAUAACCAAACAGAAACACCGGAGUUCCGCCAUGCAGUAAGUUAACGCCAUUUAUAAAAAUCGGGCACGAAUUUAUGCAAUCAUCCAAUACCUAAUAAGCAAAAUGCUAGCAGAAUGCGCACAGAUUCGAUCCAAUUUCGAUCAGAUCCCCACAUCAAAACUAUAGCCAUCUGUGUCCUCAUUAGGCUCGUGUUUUGUCGACACAACCUGCGUGACAGACCGUACGAGCAGAUUGUCGGCAGAAACCGCGCAGGUCCUGCUGCCAAACUACGCGCAGAGUUUGUUCGGUUUCUGCCGCCAAUCUGCCGUCAAAUUACUGCAAGUUUUGUGCGGUUUUUGCUACAAAUCUGCCGACAGCAGGAUGUGACGCAUAUUUGAUCGCAGAUUGGUGGCAUAAUUUGAUAUAACAGAUUUUGCGUUAAAUUUGCCUAUUUGCCAUCAAACUACAAUAGCAGGUUUUGCUCGAAAUCUGCACAGGUUUGGCUAUCUGGGUACAUGUAAUAACGUAAGACGUUUAUCUUGCGCAAAGGUUUUAUUAAUUUAAUUUAUUCAAGAUAUUUUAGUAUAUUUCCUAAGUAACACAAGAGAUUUUAACCAUCGCUCAUUUAUUAAAAAGU
Molecule: messenger RNA, 5247 nt
Organism: Harpegnathos saltator (Jerdon's jumping ant)
Lineage: Eukaryota; Metazoa; Arthropoda; Insecta; Hymenoptera; Formicidae
Exons: 7
Coding region: 1-2682 (893 amino acids)
Cellular component (GO): membrane
Molecular function (GO): nucleic acid binding
Source: RefSeq, a predicted model, not a curated record